ACUUAUCGUCGUGCCACCCCUUCAACCUGCGUUGCUGACUGCACACAUAUCCACAGUAUUGACGCGGCCAUUCGUGGUUAGAAACUACAGUGACUGCAGACGCAACAUUUUCAAAACGUCUGCGUUGACCAGUGUACGAGUGCAGAAAUACUACUCUGUUUCGACAGACAACUACGCCGCACGCAGGGUUGCAGAUGUGAGGGAAUAUACCUGCAGAUAUAGCUGCCACACUGAUGACAGAGCAAGAGGGAAGUCAGUUAGCCAGCUAACCGCCACAGCUAACCUCGACUACCAGGCAGGUAAAUGUGCGGCGAUCCGGACGCCUCGACAACAACGUGCGACUCGAGUAUCUGAACGGAGCCCAGAGACGAUUUCGCACACGGCACAGCUAUGAGGAGAGUGACGGUGAGGUGUGUUUGGCGGAUCGUAUUUGCGGCGUUGUGGCUUCUGGUGGAAGAGUGUCGGACUGAAAGCGCGGCCCCGAGUCUGGCUGAACGAGUCAUCUGGGCUGUAAACGCCGGCGGGGACGCGCACACAGACGUGCACGGCAUUCAUUUUAAAAAAGAUCCACUGGAAGGAAAAUUGGGGAAAGCAUCCGACUACGGGGUUCGUUUGCCCAUCCUGCGUUCCAGCCCGGAGGAUCAGAUUCUCUACCAGACAGAACGCUACAACGAAGAUACGUUCGGUUACGAAGUACCCAUCAGAGAAGAGGGAGACUACAUUCUCGUCCUGAAAUUUUCAGAGGUUUACUUUGCUCAGUCCCAGCAGAAGGUGUUUGACGUGCGUGUGAAUGGCCACGUUGUGGUGAAGGAUCUGGAUAUCUUCGACCGUGUGGGGCACAGCACAGCUCAUGAUGAAAUAGUGCCAUUGUCCGUAAAAAGAGGAAAGCUAAGUGUGCAUGGAGAGGUUUCCACUUUUAAUGGAAAACUCGCUGUGGAGUUUGUAAAGGGUUACUAUGACAACCCCAAGAUAUGUGCCCUAUAUGUGAUGAAGGGCAAGCUUGAAGGUAAGAGGGAGCCUGAGGAUUUCUUGGGUUGCACUUUCAGACGUGCCGAAACUGCAGCCACAUCCCGGUCUGGAAAAGCGAGAGGACGAAGAGGAAGAAGAGGAGGAGGGGGAAGGAGGAGAAGGAGAAAAGAAGACCACCUCAACCUCUUCCAAGAAUCCCGUUCGGUCCGGGCCCCGAACCCCCAACCCGUACGCCACCGACAACAGCAGCCUAAUGUUUCCUAUACUGGUGGCAUUCGGGGUCUUCAUACCCACCCUCUUCUGCCUCUGCCGCCUGUGAGGGGGAAACAAGUGAACGAGAGGGAGAGAGGAGAAAGGGCGGACAUCAGGCUGUGGAGGGGGGGGAAGGGACGCACAGCCAUGGGACAGGCAGUAACACAGACUGACGUUACAACAGGCAGAAAAGCAAAAGGCGAGUUAGGGACAUACAGAAACGCAGGAGUUUGAGAUAUUGCUGGCCGUUCAAAUGGUGAUCCCGAUAUAUACGGAUUUAGGAAGCAAGUUCAUUUUUGCGUGUGUUUGUGCUUGUUUGUACACAUUUAAUACCAGUUUUAGUUUGGGGAGAUCCAAGAUGUACAGAUUAAAUGUAGACACAAACAUACACACACACACACACAUACGCAAGGCAAGGCUUCACAACCUGGUUUGUCUGGUCUAGCAGGAGAUGACUAGGAACAGUUGGCGAUACUCUUAGAACACUCAUCCCAUGUUUUUUCUUUUUAAGUUGAGGUAAAGAGCAUGUUGUUAUCAGCAAUGAUGUUGAUUUGCUGUUAUUUGGCCUUUGUUGGGAGGCAGAAAUGUUACAAGAAUCUUUGGAACCCCUUAUUGACACUGCUAGUUAAUGCAUCUAAAACUCAGUGGCAAGCAAGUGAUGAGGUGUGUGUGCGUGCGUGCGUGUGUUGAAGCACCUUGCUUGCCACUGUUUCACUUUUUUAUUUUAUCACGCACAUGCAAGCUUCUAUCAUGCACCUACUUUUAUAGUUUUUCUGAUUUAUAAAAGCAUGUAGAUUAAACGGUUGUCUGGUCACCUCCUGCCCCAUUUUCAGUCACAUAUUUAAUAUUUUUCCCAUAUACAAGAACAGUUCGGCCCUUGAAAAACUUUGUUUUCUAUAUUAAACGAUACACGCAGUUUUCUGUUGGAAAUGACCUGAAAACAUUAUGCACUCACCUUUGGGUCCCUUAGACUUUUGGAUUCUAUUGGUCUGAAGUGCUAUUUAAAAUGUAAAAUGCCCUUAGUUUCUCCUCAUUUGGUACAUGAUGCAACUGGAAUAGCAUUUUAUUGGUUAAUAUGAUUAAUUCCGUCUUAACUUUGCUUGGCUUGGCCACCUGUUACAUGGUGUACAGAGGGAAUGUUGCUUAGUUAGGAAACAUGUUGCCUUUUUGGCACAUUUUGCCAUAUUACCAUGUUAUCGUAUUCCCACCAUUAUUGGUUUUCUUUUUCAACACCACCAAAGAUACUCUUUGUUGACGUGUGUUACGCCGAAUAGCACCAGCAUGUGCGCGGUGGAUGAUUGACAGGUCUCAUGAUGCUAUGAUUGAUUGAGAAAUAUCAGACAUGCGUUUGGAGUUCAGCAGAUACAUGCCUGCCAUACACUGUGAAGUAUGGAUGUCGUUGUGACUUUUGUAUUCAAGGUUUCUUAAUUUUUCUUUAUUUCAAGGCUGUCAUUUAGCUUGGACAUAUUUGUGAUUUAUGAAAUGCUUAUGUUGAUUGGCAGCUUAAAGUGGACUUUCACCAAAUCCGGAAACAUUUGCAUUCCACCUAAUCAAUCUUUGUUUUUUUGAUACUUGUAAAGUGAUACUUUGUGCAAAAAUGAAAAUUCUGUCAUCAUUUACUCACCUUCGAGUUGUUCCAAAUCUGUAUAAAUUUCUUUGUUCUGAUGAACACAGAGAAAGAUUUUUGGAAGAAUGCUUAAAUAACCAGACAGAUUUUGCCCCAUAGGAAAAAAUACAAUGGUAGUCAAAAGUGCCCCAGAACUGUUUGCUGUCCUACAUUUUUCGAAAUGUCUUAUUUUGUGUUCAACAGAACAAAAAAAAUGUAUAAAGUCAUUUUUCCUACUAUGGGAGUCAAUGGAGGGCAAGAUCUAUUUGGUUAUAAGCAUUCUUCCAAAUAUCUUUCUCUGUGUUCAUCAGAACCAAGACAUUUAUACAGAUUUGGAACAACUCAAAUGUGAGUAAAUGAUGACAGAAUUUUCAUUUUUGGGUGAAGUAUCACUUUAAGUGUUACGGUUUGCUGUUUGUAUUUAGCCGGUUAAACACCGCUACUUUUCUCCCAAUUGCUGCCUAAAUUGCUUCUUUCAGCUAAGCAAGCCUGCCUUAAAAUGUGAUCAGUUGUGAUAUCAAGACACCACCUUUCACACUGCUGAAACCAUCAGACCACAUUAAAGUACACACGCCAUUGUGCUGUCUUUUUUUGCCCCUUAUGUGUGUGCGCAGUAUAUCCGUUUUCUCUUGCGUGGACUGAAACACUUAUUUUGGCCUUCUCAAUAAACAUGUUUUUGAAGAGUGGGAUGGGAGGGCAGUGUUUUGCAUUUUUGUUGCUUUCUUUGUUUAAAAAAACAAUCACAAAGACAGCAUUGAUGCACCUUUCUCAUUAGCUAAAGGAUUGCAGAAAGACAAUUGAUUAUUGUCGCCAAAGUUGUAAACGUUUUUUAUUUCUUUUGAAUUUGUACACGACGCAUGUGUAUAUAAGGUACUUGAUCACGUUAGUUGUGCCAUACGGUUAUAUUUCUGUUUUGAAUAAUGUUGUUCAUUUUUUACAUAAUUUCUAUUAAUAUCGGGAUGGCUGGGUUUUUUAUUGUUUGCUGGAGUGUGAAAGAGUGGCCUUGAAAAUUUUGGUUGCAGAUGUGGUUUAGGUAAUGUUUGAUUUGCAGCCACAUAGACACACUGACUGAUUGUCGGAAAGAGAGUGAAUCAUAUAGUUAUGGGUUUGUUUCUUUAUAUGUUGCAUAAUUUAAGUAAAAGGAUAUGGGGGUUAAAUAUUAAAAUUAUUGAUCAAACGUUUUUUUUUCGGAACUAGUUGCUUUUUAUUUUCUCAGGAUGUUUGGGUUUUCUAAUGACGACUGUUUUAUUAGUGUGAAUUAUUGCACUGCAUGUUGUUGUUUCAAAUGCAUUUUUGUUUGUUUGUUUUCUGUCAUUCAUUGUGUACCUUUGAUCCUUGUUGCCUUAAAUUCGAAUACAUCCUCAUGUGCUAUACCA
Molecule: messenger RNA, 4203 nt
Organism: Triplophysa rosa
Lineage: Eukaryota; Metazoa; Chordata; Actinopteri; Cypriniformes; Nemacheilidae
Gene: mlec
Product: malectin
Exons: 6
Coding region: 391-1455 (354 amino acids)
Cellular component (GO): membrane
Molecular function (GO): carbohydrate binding
Source: RefSeq, a predicted model, not a curated record